AUGGGGAGAACAUGCGAAAAUCCGCUGGACGAACUUAACCACGUUAUGGAAUUGAAACACAUACCUGCGGAUAUAUUCGAACGAGCAGCUACUUGUUCUCCUAUGCUCUCCAGCCUCGGGAAAGGAGGCAUAGCCAGCACCACAUGCAAGAGAUCGCGCUCCUCAAGAGCAGGUCUCCAGUUCUCGGUCGCGCGGGUAGAACGCAUGCUUCGAAAGGGCAACUAUGCUCGCAGAAUCAGUGGAGGAGCUCCCGUCUUCCUGGCUGCUGUUAUCGAAUACCUCGUCGCAGAGGAUCAAUCCUCGCCAUCUCCAACUCGCUGUUCGCAACGACGAGGAGCUGGACAGGCUGCUCUCAGGCGUCACCAUCGCCCAAGGAGGAGUCGUGCCCUACAUCCAUCCCGCUUUAUCUAA
Messenger RNA from Cylicocyclus nassatus, 411 nucleotides. The record is from the annotation of a GenBank genome assembly. NCBI's taxonomy places the organism in Eukaryota, Metazoa, Nematoda, Chromadorea, Rhabditida, Strongylidae.